This is a messenger RNA of Kluyveromyces lactis, 1620 nucleotides long. RefSeq names its product Utp9p (gene UTP9). Gene Ontology annotation, molecular function: protein binding. The record is from RefSeq and is a predicted model, not a curated record. Bases 1 to 1620 code for a protein of 539 amino acids. Lineage: Eukaryota; Fungi; Ascomycota; Saccharomycetes; Saccharomycetales; Saccharomycetaceae. The transcript has a single exon.
AUGGUUGAAUCUAGUUACUCAGCUGGUGAUUACAUUACUAGUUUCUCUCCAGGAGCAACAUUUUUCGCAUUUCAAUCCAAUAGGUCCCAAAAGAACUCCAUUGACUUAUAUCCACUAGAAGACGUGAGCAACUUACAUAUAAACAGUUCUCAGGUUCUUCAAAUUGAUUAUGAGAGCAAUGACUUAGUAGUCUCUGAAGUGAACCUUUUGACCUGGUGUAGCAACCAUUCUUCCGCGGAGAACAACUGUAAAACGAGAAGUGUGAAAAGAAGAGCCGAUGAAGAGAUAGCGAACUCUCCAUUAGAGCAAUAUUUUAUAAAUGUAUUCCCUAGUGGAAAGAUUGUUGUGCAUUCAGCUAAUGGUAAAGAGAUCAUUAAUAUCAUACAGAACAAGAAAGAAAUUCUAGGCAUUGAUUCGAAAGAUGAUGUUAUAUGGUUGUUAGAUGACGAUAAAACUGUGAAAAGGUUCAACUAUGCUACAACAAAGCCGUUACAAACGUUCCAUCUAACGGAUGGUAAGAAUGAAGAUAUCAUCAACUUCCAGGUAUUAAGUUUCCCACAAAAACUACUUCUGGCGGUCAUCACAGAAGAGUUCGUUUAUCUUGUAGAUCCAUCUAAGAAAAGGCCUUCAACGUUCAGCAAGAUUGAAAAUUUCGGAUCAAUUUCAUGUACAGUAUAUGAUCAAGACCAUGUCGUAAUUGCCGAUGUAUCAAAAGUCUCCCUCUACUCUUUACCAGAGAAAAAAAUACUAUGCCAAUGGGAUGUUGAAUCCGAGAAGGUGAAAGUAAUUAAUGAUAAUAUCGUAGUAUUGGACACUGCAGGUAGAAUGAAGGUUUUACUGAAAGAUGCAGAAGAACCGCUUGCAAGCAUAAAAGUCGAGAACUCUGAAAUUUUAGAUUUUGAGAUCAAAGAUGAUAACAUUGUACUAGCAUGGAUCGAUGUGAAUGAGCCUAAGUUCGAAGUAAUAUCUGAAUCUCAACUGCAUGAACAAAAUGAAUUCGCGUUCAAUUUAGUUGAUACCGAGAAACAAGCUUCUCUGGUCCCUGACGAGAUCGUCGCCAAGGAUGAACCUGAAUCUGAUAGAAAAAUUUCAAAAAAGGAACAAAAUGAAACUGUACAGAAGCUAAUCACUGCUCUCGGAGAAGCCAAUAUGAAUUCUGAAUUAAUUCUUGAAAUUCUUUUACAACAACCAUGGUCGGAUAAUAACAUCCAAUUAUUUGUCAGAGAUGAUCUUAACGAAGACAGUACUAAUAAGUUGUUUGAAGUGCUUGCGCAACAUAUAUCAGCAAAUGUUGAUUCAGCAGGCCAAGCCUCUGUAUGGCUCAAAUGGCUAUUAACUCUUCGUAGAUCUCAAAUCAAGGUUAUCAAUUCAAACACAAACAAAAUGACAAAACGCCUAAGGUCGUCCUUAAGGACCAGCUCGGAGUCUCUCUCAACUCUCCUUUCCAUUCAAGGUAAAUUAGAAAUGCUUUCCGGACAAUCUUUCUUGAGAAAACAAUUAGCAUCCAUGCAAAUCAAUGGCAAAGACGUUAAUGAAAUACAAGACAGAGAACAGGAAGACGAACAAGAAUUCGUAUAUGAAAAUGGAGAAGCUGAUGAUUUGAAUGACGCUUCCGAAUAA